AAAACUGGUUAAUUUCCUUUUUAUAAGCCUCCUAAAAGAGGGUACAUCGGAAAUCACCAAUCAUUGCUUGAAUCUGUUAAGAAUGAAAUUUGCAUAGAAGUGAGCGGUAAAAACGGAUCACAGAUUUCCCACUAAAUGAUUCGUUGAUCGCCGUUUUGUUUUGUCUGGUUUUGUCAAGCAAUCAGUCCUUUGUUCGAAAAGUGUGAUUGAACAGAUCAACUAAAAGUUGUCGAUAUUAAUAAGUGAAUUUUACUCCAAAAAUGAUAGAACCAACAAUAAAAGCUCUAUCGGGGGGCAGAAUUGUUUUAGCCAGUGGCUCUUCAGGACGGCGGGAAAUAAUGAGGAAUUUGGGUGUAAAUGUAGAAAUAGUACCAUCGUUAUUCGAUGAAAACCUCGACAGAAAUAACUACAAAGGUCACGGAGAAUACGUGCAAGACUUGGCAUACCAUAAAGUACUCUAUGUAUUUAAUGAUUUAAAAAAUGACUCCGUUCCUCCUUCAUUGAUAAUUGGGGCAGACACGCUCGUAACUAUGGGAGAUAUUAUUUAUGGAAAACCAAAGGAUAGUACCGAUGCAUUUAGAAUGUUAUCUAGUUUAGCUAAUAAGGAACAUAUAGUAUUCACUGGAGUUUGUUUGAAAACUCCAACAACGGAAAUUAAAUUUUUCAAUUCUUCUAAAGUAAGACUUGGAGAUGUAUCAGAGGAGCAGAUAUCGGCCUACGUGAAGACCUGUGAACCACUGAACAAAGCUGGUGGGUAUGGCAUCCAAGGAAUCGGUGGGUGCUUGGUAGAGAAAAUCGAAGGAGACUACUUUACCAUAGUAGGCAUUCCGGUAUACCUGUUGAUUAAGCAUUUAAAUAAAUUAUAUGGCUCUCUGUAACUCUUACGAAAUAAAGAUGUUAAAUCAA
This is a messenger RNA of Orussus abietinus, 906 nucleotides long. RefSeq names its product maf-like protein THA_448. Gene Ontology annotation, molecular function: nucleoside triphosphate diphosphatase activity. The coding region runs from base 261 to 878 and encodes 205 amino acids. Lineage: Eukaryota; Metazoa; Arthropoda; Insecta; Hymenoptera; Orussidae. The transcript has 4 exons. The record is from RefSeq and is a predicted model, not a curated record.